Messenger RNA from Porites evermanni, 801 nucleotides. The record is from the annotation of a GenBank genome assembly. NCBI's taxonomy places the organism in Eukaryota, Metazoa, Cnidaria, Anthozoa, Scleractinia, Poritidae.
AUGGGAAAUGUUCUUUCCGCAGCUCCCCAAAGGCCUCUGUUGACUACAGCUGCAAUCGACUUUGCCAUCCAGUGGGCUCUGUGGUCUGUCGCAGCCUUUUUUAAAACGGAGAAAUUCUUCGAUUUAGCUGGUUCUUCCACGUUCCUAUUUCUCACUGCGCUCACACUUCGAUGGCGGCAGAAAAACUCUCAAGUCUACCUGCGUCAGCUGAUUCAGUCUGGCUGCGUAAGCAUUUGGGCACUUCGCUUAGGAACGUUUUUAUUCCGUAGAGUUCUCCACGAAGGAAGCGACAGUCGCUUCAACAAAGUUCGAGGGAGUCCAGGACUCUUUUGGAUUUACUGGAGUGUGCAAGGCGUUUGGGUAUGGUCGACUCUGCUGCCAACCUUGAUAUUGAAUACCUCUGACAAAGAUGAGGCGCUAACCUGGAGGGAUAAUCUUGGAUGGUUACUUUGGCUGACUGGAUUUGUAUUGGAGGCAGUUUCUGACUAUCAGAAGUCACAGUUCCGUGCAGACCCAGCAAACAAAGGAAAAUGGAUUUCAUCUGGUUUGUGGAGCUUGUGCCGACAUCCAAACUACCUCGGAGAGAUCCUGAUGUGGUCUGGUUUGUUUCUUCCGGCUUCAUCAGUGAUGUCCGGUCACCAGUACUGGAGCAUAAUCUCUCCUAUGUUAGUCAUAUAUCUUCUGACCAGAGUUAGUGGAAUCCCUAUUUUGGAGAAGCAAGGAUUAAAAAGAUGGGGUCAUUUGGCAGAAUACAAGAAAUACAGACAAAACACAGCUUCCCUAGUACCAUACAUUUGGUAA